UGCUUGUUCUUUUACAUCACACUUGUCCAAACCAACACUCCUCUCACGCUCACCACCUAGGCCUUCCCACGCGCCACCUCUCCACUCCCCACUCCACUCUACUCCACUAGAUCUCUUCUCAUCUUGUUCUAGAUCUCUCUUUCUCACUCUGUCUCUCCACUCUUCUUCUUCCCACCCACACCAUCGCUUGCUUUGCCCAUCACCCACCAUCUCAUCUCCCAUCACACUCAUCAUCCAUCUUGCGCUUGCUUCCACCUCCCCCUCCUCCUUAUCACCCCACCUUAUCGCACCAUCGCCCAUCAACUCUCUUCUUGACACUCGCACAUCCUCGUCACCAUGUCCCGCCCCGUCAUGCCCAUCAAUACCCAGUCCCCCUCCUCCUCCUCCUCGCGCAGCGCCUCCGGGCGCCCUCGCAUCAACGCCCUCUCCCCCCUCCAAACAUUCUCCCCUCUUAUGGCAGAGGCUGACCUCCCAAAAGUCAAAUCUCCCACCUUCUCAACCUCCUCCCCUCACAGCAUGACCCCCGCAAGCAUGACCCCACGCACCCCACGCAGCCUCAGCCGCUCAGGCAGCUUUACAAGCCUCUCUAGAUCACUCAGCAAGCGCGACUUGGCAUUCACAAGCCGUCGCGCCGAUCCUGACACGAACGACAGCGCCGGCAUCACUACCCGUCUCCUCCUCGUCAAGGCGCCACCCUCUGCCCCAGACCGCACCUUGCGCAAGCGAUCCCAGUCGUCGUCAUCCCUCGCGGCUGUCUCCUCCUCAUCUUCUCCCCCGCGCAACACGCAGCCCCAGCAGACCGCCCGCAAACGCUCCUUUGCCGGCGCAUCGUUUGGCGGCUUCGGCCCAAUGACCCAGCUCAAGCGCGAUGCCUCAAAUCCCGACCUCUCCGCCGCCGCCGCCGCUGCCACUGCCACCGCCAUAGACAGCUCUCCCACCGGCGGGCACGGUGGUGGCGGCCUGACUCAGCUCCAGCGCGCACCUUCCCUCUCUCCUGAAGAAGUCAUGGACCUCGCGCGCGGCAUCAUGUCCCCAGUAGCAGCAUCUGACUCGGGCCCUGCCACCCCCGGUCGCCACCGUAGACGCAAGUCGACCGGCACGUUCAAGAACGCCGUCGGCGGAGGCGUGGUGCACGCCGAGCCCGAGCCCAUCGCACUCGAACCCGUCGAGUACGUCGAGAUGGACGCCGGUGUGCUCCUUCCCUUCCAGAACCGACCCGAGGAAGUCAAGGAACUGCUUGACCACCCCAACAACGCGCACCUCUUUACCCUCCUCCACCAGACUUUCCCACAGGAGCCGAUGCGCCCGAACUGGAAGGACAUUGACGUUCACGAGUGGAACUGGGACGAGUUCUACGCCCACCUCACCACCGUUGACCGCGCCGAGUGCCCCGACUACCCAUGGGUCGAGCUUGCGCGCGACGCCGUGCGUCAUCACAGCGUGUCGCUGUGGGAAAAGCUUGGCACUUGCCUCGGCUGCGAUACCGAACUCAUGAUGGCAGGCGAGGAGGACGAGACGCCCGCGUCCUGGGGCGGCCUUGGUCUAGGCGAUGAGGGAGACUUUGACCCCGACCAGGCGCGCGUGUGGAUCGAGGGGCUCGAGCCAGUGGACGCUGAAGCCGAGGAGCGCAAGCUCACCGCCGCGUUUGACGACGACGGCGAGUUUGGCGCCGCUGGAGGCUUCUCCUCCUCCAUGGCGACGAUCGGGGAGGAGAGACACACUCCCUCGGGCCCGACGCCGGCGCAGCGCGCCGGGCGGGGUGAGAUCCCCGACUCCUUCCCCUCUCCAGAGGGGCGCAACCAGCCUCUAGUACAGGACUUUGCCCUCGCGUCCUCUGCGUCGUCCGCGUCGUCCUUCAACUCGAACUCACCCCUGCGCAAGCGCGGCCGCAGCUUCGUCGGGCUGUCAAUCACGACAUCCGCGCCGUCGUUUGCGCCGCGCACGCCGGGAUCGUACGACGAGCGCGAAGACUACGUGCAGCAGCGCACGGCUGGUAACCCCCUCUUCGUGAGCAGCUUCAACACGCUGUCGCUCGAGCCGACGCUGGGCCGCAAGCAGAGCACGACGACAUAUGGCGUACCUGCGGCGCACGCGGACUCGUUCAGAGGCUUCCAGAAGCCGGGGGACCGCAUGCUGCGCCGCUCGAGCGGCACGGGGCUGAGCGAGAGCGCGAUCACGUUCGUGAGCGACUCGAGCGUCGACGGGCCGUUCAGGUAGAGUGUAGUAGACCGUUGUAUGAAUGUUAGUAUGAGUGUAG
Molecule: messenger RNA, 2257 nt
Organism: Cutaneotrichosporon oleaginosum
Lineage: Eukaryota; Fungi; Basidiomycota; Tremellomycetes; Trichosporonales; Trichosporonaceae
Source: RefSeq, a predicted model, not a curated record